This is a messenger RNA of Funneliformis caledonium, 150 nucleotides long. Lineage: Eukaryota; Fungi; Glomeromycota; Glomeromycetes; Glomerales; Glomeraceae. The record is from the annotation of a GenBank genome assembly.
AUGACAAAAUGUCAUGAUCAGAAUAGUGCUCUUGAAGGUCCUAAUGUUGAUAUACUUGAAUUAGAGAACCAAAUAGUAGAGGGAUUGGUACAGAAGCUGAUCUCUGAAUUCAGCUCUGCAUCUACAUCUUUGAAUGAAGAGAAGCAAUAA